This is a messenger RNA of Paramecium tetraurelia, 831 nucleotides long. RefSeq lists its product as uncharacterized. Gene Ontology annotation, molecular function: enoyl-CoA hydratase activity. The transcript is spliced from 4 exons. NCBI's taxonomy places the organism in Eukaryota, Ciliophora, Oligohymenophorea, Peniculida, Parameciidae. The record is from RefSeq and is a predicted model, not a curated record. Gene Ontology annotation, biological process: fatty acid beta-oxidation. Gene Ontology annotation, cellular component: mitochondrion.
AUGUUCAGGAAAAUAUUAUUCAGAUUUAGCACAUACAAUUUCAUUAAUGUUACUCAAAAGGGAAAGGUUGCCUUGAUCUAAUUCAACAGACCAAAAGCUAUGAAUGCCCUUUGCGAUGGAUUAAUCAAAGAAUUAAACCAAGUAACUUAGGAAAUUGACUCUAAUCCUGAAUAUGGAUCAAUAGUUAUCACAGGAAAUGAAAAGGCAUUUGCAGCAGGAGCUGACAUUAAAGAAAUGUAAGACAAAUCUUUCCCCUAAGUUCAAAACAUUUAAAUGCUUGCAUCCUGGGAAAACUUGACCAAUAUUAAGAAACCUAUUCUUGCUGCAGUUAAUGGAUAUGCCUUAGGUGGAGGAUUUGAAUUGGCUAUGAUGUGUGAUAUUAUUUAUGCAGGAGAGAAUGCUAAAUUUGGAUUACCUGAAGCUACACUUGGAACAAUUCCAGGAUGUGGAGGAACUCAAAGAUUAAUUAGAGCAGUAGGAAAGUCAAAAGCCAUGGAAAUAACACUAACUGGAGAAUUCAUAGAUGCACAAACUGCACUAUCUUAUGGAUUAGUCAGCAAAGUCUUACCAGUAGCAAACUUAGUUGAGGAGACUUUAAAAGUGGCUGAGAAAAUAGCUUCAUUUAGCAAACCUGUUGCUGCAUUGAUUAAGGACACCAUAAAUGAAGCAGAAAAUAUUGGAUUGAGAGAAGGAGUGAAAUAUGAAAGAAAGGCAUUCUAUUCAACAUUUGCAACCUAAGACAGAAAGGAGGGAAUGAGUGCAUUUGUAGAAAAGAGAAAACCUUCUUGGACUGAUAAUUGAGUAUUAUGAAAAUAUAUUAUAUAAUUAAAU